CCUUAACCAGACUUUCCAGACCAUUUGACAUAUUUAUAUUAUUGGCGAUUUUUGCCAAUUGUGUGGCCUUAGCUGUUUACAUCCCAUUCCCAGAAGAUGAUUCUAACUCAACCAAUCAUAACUUGGAAAAAGUAGAAUAUGCCUUCCUGAUCAUUUUUACAGUUGAAACAUUUUUGAAGAUUAUAGCCUAUGGAUUAUUGUUACACCCUAAUGCUUAUGUUAGGAAUGGAUGGAAUUUGCUGGAUUUUGUAAUAGUAAUAGUAGGAUUGUUUAGUGUAAUUUUGGAACAAUUAACCAAAGAAACAGAAGGAGGUAACCACUCUAGUGGCAAAUCAGGCGGUUUUGAUGUCAAAGCCCUCCGCGCCUUUCGAGUGUUGAGACCACUUCGGCUAGUAUCAGGAGUGCCCAGUUUACAAGUUGUCCUGAAUUCCAUUAUAAAAGCCAUGGUUCCCCUCCUCCACAUUGCCCUUUUGGUAUUAUUUGUAAUCAUAAUCUAUGCUAUUAUAGGAUUGGAACUUUUUAUUGGGAAAAUGCACAAAUCUUGUUUUUUCACUGAUACAGAUAUCUUAGCCGAAGACGACCCAGCACCUUGUGCGUUCUCAGGGAAUGGGCGCCAGUGCACCGCCAAUGGCACGGAAUGUAGAAGUGGAUGGGUUGGACCAAACGGAGGCAUAACCAACUUUGAUAAUUUUGCCUUUGCAAUGCUUACUGUUUUCCAAUGUAUUACUAUGGAAGGCUGGACAGACGUGUUGUACUGGGUAAAUGAUGCAAUAGGAUGGGAAUGGCCAUGGGUGUAUUUUGUUAGUCUGAUCAUCCUUGGCUCAUUUUUCGUCCUUAACCUGGUUCUUGGUGUGCUUAGUGGAGAGUUCUCAAAGGAGAGAGAGAAGGCCAAGGCCCGGGGGGACUUCCAGAAGCUCCGCGAGAAGCAGCAGCUCGAGGAAGAUCUGAAGGGCUAUCUGGACUGGAUCACGCAGGCUGAAGACAUCGACCCCGAGAACGAGGACGAAGGCGGGGAGGAGAACAAGCGGAGCACAAGCAUGCCCACCAGCGAGACGGAGUCCGUGAACACGGAAAACAUCAGUGGCGAGGGUGAGACCCAAGGCUGCUGCGGCCGGCUCUGUCAAGCGAUCUCCAAAUCCAAGCUCAGCCGACGUUGGCGUCGCUGGAACCGUUUCAGUCGAAGAAGAUGCCGAGCUGCAGUGAAAUCAGUGUCGUUCUAUUGGCUGGUGAUUGUCCUCGUGUUCCUCAACACCUUGACCAUUUCCUCUGAGCAUUAUAAUCAGCCUGACUGGCUGACCCAGAUUCAAGAUAUUGCCAACAAAGUUCUCCUGGCCAUGUUCACCUGUGAGAUGCUAGUGAAGAUGUACAGCCUGGGUCUCCAGGCCUAUUUUGUCUCCCUUUUCAAUCGGUUUGAUUGUUUUGUGGUGUGUGGUGGGAUCACUGAGACCAUCCUGGUGGAACUGGAAAUCAUGUCUCCUCUGGGCAUCUCUGUGUUUCGAUGUGUGCGUCUUUUGCGCAUUUUCAAAGUGACCAGGCAUUGGACAUCUCUCAGCAACUUGGUAGCGUCUUUGUUAAACUCCAUGAAGUCCAUCGCUUCUCUCUUGCUCCUUCUCUUCCUCUUCAUCAUCAUCUUCUCCUUGCUUGGAAUGCAGCUGUUCGGGGGCAAAUUUAACUUUGACGAGACCCAGACCAAGAGGAGCACCUUCGAUAACUUUCCUCAAGCUCUUUUAACAGUGUUUCAGAUUCUUACAGGUGAAGACUGGAAUGCUGUCAUGUAUGAUGGAAUUAUGGCCUAUGGAGGCCCGUCUUCUUCAGGAAUGAUCGUCUGUAUAUACUUCAUUAUUCUCUUUAUUUGUGGUAAUUAUAUUCUGUUAAAUGUUUUCUUGGCCAUUGCGGUGGACAAUUUGGCGGAUGCUGAAAGUCUGAAUACUGCCCAGAAGGAAGAAGCAGAGGAAAAGGAAAGGAAAAAGACUGCCAGAAAAGAAAGUUUGGAGAAUAAAAGGAACGACAAGCCAGAAGUCAACCCGAUGGCUAACAGUGACCACAAGGUUAUAAUCGAUGAUUACAGAGGAGAGGAUGAAGACAAGGACCCUUACCCACCAUGUGAUGUCCCAGUAGGAGAAGAGGAGGAGGAGGAAGAAGAUGAACCAGAGGUUCCUGCUGGCCCCCGCCCCCGUCGAAUCUCAGAGUUGAAUAUGAAGGAGAAGAUCAUCCCCAUUCCCGAAGGAAGCGCGUUCUUCAUUUUUAGCAAAACAAAUCCAAUUCGAGUGGGCUGCCACAGACUUAUCAAUCACCACAUCUUUACCAACCUCAUCCUUGUCUUCAUCAUGCUCAGCAGUGCGUCCCUCGCUGCUGAAGACCCCAUUCGGAGCCACUCCUUUCGGAAUAUCAUACUGGGUUACUUUGACUAUGCUUUCACAGCCAUCUUUACUGUCGAAAUCCUGUUAAAGAUGACAACUUUUGGAGCAUUCCUUCACAAAGGGGCAUUCUGUAGGAAUUACUUCAACUUGCUGGAUAUGCUGGUUGUGGGCGUUUCUCUGGUAUCGUUUGGGAUCCAAUCAAGUGCUAUCUCCGUGGUGAAGAUUUUGAGGGUCUUAAGGGUCCUGAGGCCUCUCAGGGCCAUCAACAGAGCAAAAGGACUUAAGCAUGUGGUUCAGUGUGUCUUUGUCGCUAUUCGAACCAUAGGCAACAUCAUGAUUGUCACCACCCUGCUUCAGUUCAUGUUUGCCUGCAUUGGGGUGCAGCUGUUUAAGGGGAAGUUCUACCGGUGCACGGAUGAAGCCAAAAGUAACCCUGAAGAAUGCAGGGGACUCUUCAUCCUUUACAAAGAUGGCGAUGUUAAUAGCCCCAUGGUUCGGGAGAGAGUUUGGCAAAAUAGUGAUUUCAACUUUGACAAUGUUCUCUCGGCGAUGAUGGCUCUUUUCACAGUCUCCACAUUUGAAGGAUGGCCUGCGUUAUUGUAUAAAGCGAUCGACUCCAAUGGGGAGAACGUUGGCCCAAUUUACAACUAUCGGGUGGAGAUUUCUAUCUUCUUUAUCAUCUACAUCAUCAUUGUGGCCUUCUUCAUGAUGAAUAUCUUUGUGGGCUUUGUGAUUGUCACCUUUCAGGAGCAGGGGGAGAAAGAGUACAAGAACUGUGAGCUGGACAAGAACCAGCGUCAGUGUGUCGAAUACGCCUUGAAAGCCCGGCCCCUGCGGAGAUACAUUCCCAAAAAUCCCUACCAGUACAAGUUCUGGUACGUGGUGAACUCCUCCCCCUUCGAGUACAUGAUGUUCGUCCUCAUCAUGCUCAACACUUUGUGCUUGGCCAUGCAGCAUUACGAGCAGUCCAAGAUCUUCAAUGAUGCCAUGGACAUCCUGAACAUGGUCUUCACAGGAGUGUUCACUGUGGAGAUGGUCCUGAAAGUCAUCGCAUUCAAACCCAAGGGAUAUUUUAGUGAUGCCUGGAAUACGUUUGACUCCCUCAUCGUUAUCGGCAGCAUUGUAGACGUGGCCCUCAGCGAAGCGGACCCAACUGACAAUGAGAGUAGCCCCGUCCCUGUCCCAACCGCUGCUCCUGGGAACUCGGAAGAGAGCAAUAGAAUUUCCAUCACCUUUUUCCGUCUUUUCCGAGUGAUGAGGCUGGUGAAGCUUCUCAGCAGAGGGGAAGGAAUCCGGACGCUGCUGUGGACUUUUAUCAAAUCUUUUCAGGCUCUCCCAUAUGUUGCCCUUCUCAUAGCUAUGUUGUUCUUCAUCUAUGCUGUCAUCGGGAUGCAGAUGUUUGGGAAAGUGGCCAUGAAAGAUAACAACCAGAUCAAUAGAAACAACAAUUUCCAGACAUUUCCGCAAGCUGUGUUGCUCUUGUUCAGGUGUGCCACUGGUGAGGCUUGGCAGGAAAUCAUGCUGGCGUGUCUCCCUGGGAAGCGGUGCGACCCGGAAUCUGAUUAUAGUCCUGGGGAGGAAUUCACAUGUGGCAGCAAUUUUGCCAUUGUUUAUUUCAUCAGUUUUUAUAUGCUCUGUGCUUUUCUGAUCAUCAAUCUGUUCGUGGCUGUCAUCAUGGACAACUUUGAUUAUCUGACUCGUGACUGGUCUAUUUUGGGUCCACAUCAUUUGGAUGAAUUCAAGAGAAUAUGGUCGGAAUAUGACCCAGAAGCGAAAGGAAGAAUUAAGCACCUCGAUGUGGUGACUCUGCUGCGCCGGAUCCAGCCGCCCCUGGGGUUUGGCAAACUGUGCCCACACAGAGUAGCCUGCAAGAGAUUGGUUGCCAUGAACAUGCCUCUCAAUAGUGAUGGAACGGUCAUGUUUAAUGCCACGUUAUUUGCCUUGGUUCGAACGGCUCUCAAAAUCAAGACUGAAGGCAAUCUGGAACAGGCAAAUGAGGAGCUGCGAGCAGUCAUCAAGAAAAUAUGGAAGAAGACCAGUAUGAAGCUUCUGGAUCAAGUUGUCCCUCCAGCUGGUGAUGAUGAGGUAACCGUGGGGAAGUUCUAUGCCACUUUCCUGAUACAGGACUACUUUAGGAAAUUCAAGAAACGCAAAGAACAAGGCCUGGUGGGAAAGUACCCUGCGAAGAACACCACGAUUGCUCUACAGGCAGGAUUAAGGACCCUUCAUGAUAUUGGGCCAGAAAUCCGUCGCGCUAUAUCAUGUGAUUUGCAAGAUGAUGAACCCGAGGAAAAAAAACAGGAGGAAGAGGAAGAUGUAUUCAAAAGAAAUGGUGCCUUGUUUGGAAACCAUGUCAAUCAUGUCACUAGUGAUAGGAGAGAUUCCCUUCAGCAGACAAAUACCACCCACCGUCCCCUGCAUGUCCAAAGGCCUUCAAUUCCAUCUGCAAGCGAUACUGAGAACCCAAUGUUUCCUCCAGCAGGAAAUUCGGUGUAUCCUAACCAUCAUAACCAUAAUUCCAUAGGAAAGCAAGUUCCCAACUCAACAAAUGCCAAUCUCAAUAAUGCCAAUAUGUCCAAAGUUGCUAACGGGAAGCACCCCGGCAUUGGAAACCUUGAGCAUGUGUCUGAAAAUGGGUAUCAUUCACUCCACAAGCAUGAGCAUGCGCCUCAAAGAAGGUCAAGUAUCACCAGAACCCGCUAUUACGAAACUUACAUUAGGUCUGGUUCCGGUGACGGGCAGCUCCCUACCAUUUGCCGGGAAGACUCGGAGGGCUAUGACUACUUUGGGGAUGACCAGUGCGUGGGGGAGCAGGAGUAUUUCAGUGGCGAUGAGUACUAUGAGGACGACUGCAUGCUGGUGGGCAGCAGGCCAGCGGUGGACUUCUGCCACAGAGGCCCCGGCUACGGUUAUGGCUACGGCUCCGCCUACGAGAGGCCCUGGGCUUCCCAGCGCCCCCACGGCAUCCUGGACGAGGACUCCCCGGCCCACUACGAGUCCAGGAGAUCUCCCCGGAGACGGCUGCUGCCCCCCACGCCCACAACAAAUCGGAGGUCAUCCUUCAACUUUGAGUGCCUGCGUAGGCAGAGCAGUCAAGAUGAGAUCACUCUGUCUCCUUCCUUCCAUCAUCGUGCAGCUUUGCCCCUGCACCUGAUGCAGCAACAGAUCAUGGCAGUUGCAGGCCUGGAUUCUAGUAAAGCUCAGAAGUACUCACCAAGUCACUCCACGCGGUCAUGGGCUACUCCACCAGCCACCCCUCCGUACAAGGAUCGGACUCCUUACUAUACUCCCCUGAUUCAAGUGGAAAGGUCUGACUCCCUGGAUCAGAUGAACGGAAGCCUGCCCUCCUUACACCGGAGCUCCUGGUACACGGACGACCCCGACAUCUCCUACCGGACAUUCACCCCGGCCAGUCUGACCAUCCCCAGCGACUUCAGGCACAAGCACAGUGACAAGCAGAGGAGCGCCGACAGCUUGGUGGAAGCCGUCCUGAUCUCAGAAGGCUUAGGUCGCUACGCUAGGGACCCUAAAUUUGUGUCUGCUACGAAACACGAGAUCGCCGAUGCCUGUGACAUGACCAUCGAUGAGAUGGAAAGCGCAGCAAGUAACCUUCUGAAUGGCAAUAUGAGCAAUGGGACCAAUGGGGACAUGUGUCCCAUCUUAAACAGACGAGACGACGAAUUCCCUGACUUUGGUCCUGGUUAUAGUGAUGAGGAAGCAGACCCUGGUAGAUAUGAAGAGGACUUGGCUGAUGAGAUGAUAUGCAUCACAACCUUAUAGUGUUUAGAGAAAAACUCGCUGCAGUGUAAAUAAUGGGGUGAAAAGGGCCUCGUAGUGGGCAGUAGCUAAUCCGACUGGUCCGAGUGAAGGACCUUUCAAGGAAGCCAUAAUCCUGUAAGGGAGUCUGUCCUGAUUGGUGCAGCCCAGGGAAAACCUCUGUCCCAGAGGCCGAUGUCCCUCACAGGGAACAGCCCCAUUGAACCAAAGCAGGUUCAAACCACCUUUUUGGAGAGAAAGAAAGAGUCAUGUUCCACCUUGCCCGUCCUUCAAAUCUACGUUACGUCUUUGAGAAAGGUUUUUGUGAAAAGCAUUUGUCGGUGCGUUGUGUGUCUCUUUACGCACGCAAAGGGUGAAAGGUGAUGGCAGUGCCAGCUGGCCGUGUCAUUAUCUUGUCAUCACUUUAGCAUAUCAAGUAAGUGUGUCCUGGCCAUAUCCAUUUUAACUCUCCCUCCUUUACUUUCCCCCCAAAUUGUAUCCAAAUUUCUGUCUCCCCCUCUUCUGAAAUAUAUCAUGUCAGACUCUACCUGUCAGAAGUAUGAAAAGGGAAAAAACCCUCCUGAUUCUGUUAUGUAACACCAGUUUACAUAGGCAAAUAUCAUUGAGAUAGUCUAUUUUCUGACUGUCACAUUAAGGGCAAAUCUACACUGGAAUAACUGCAUUCUUACCAAUGCAAUCACAACCAGGUAAACUUAGCAUUAGACAAGAUCGUUUGUUUAAAAAAAUAUAUAUCAUAGAGAUUUCCUGUACAUGACUUGUAACAUACUAUAAUUUGUAUUUGUAAAGAGAUGGUCUAUAUUUUGUAAUUAUUGUACCAUAAUGGAGCUGCAGCAAUAUCCAUGCAUCCGAAUUAUUGUGGUUCUCCACUGAACCCUUGAGAUGGAAGAAUACUUACCCGUAUUUUUACUUGGGAUGUAGAGAGCUACAGGAGAGUAUUUAAACCGAGCCACCUCUUCUUGCUUCAAUGUGAAUUUCUUUGGAAAGCAAAAUUUUGAGUUCAAAGAAACUUGACACAAUGAGAUUUUCUAAAAUAUUUUGAGUUGAUACAAAUCUCUCUUUAAACAAGAUAUGCACAAGUGACUCUGCAGUCUUAGAUUUGGGAAAGGUUCAUCUAAUUGGAAACUGUACCCCUUCUAAUCCCCAGUGGGUCGCCAUCAUUUCCUAGGUGACCCUCUGAUUCAUGGCAAUUAUUAAAGUUUUUGAGCCAGU
Molecule: messenger RNA, 7346 nt
Organism: Sarcophilus harrisii (Tasmanian devil)
Lineage: Eukaryota; Metazoa; Chordata; Mammalia; Dasyuromorphia; Dasyuridae
Gene: CACNA1D
Product: calcium voltage-gated channel subunit alpha1 D
Exons: 46
Coding region: 444-6140 (1898 amino acids)
Biological process (GO): calcium ion import across plasma membrane
Cellular component (GO): voltage-gated calcium channel complex; membrane
Molecular function (GO): high voltage-gated calcium channel activity
Source: RefSeq, a predicted model, not a curated record